This is a messenger RNA of Symphalangus syndactylus (siamang), 4025 nucleotides long. It is a transcript of the gene DEF8, whose product is annotated as differentially expressed in FDCP 8 homolog. The record is from RefSeq and is a predicted model, not a curated record. NCBI's taxonomy places the organism in Eukaryota, Metazoa, Chordata, Mammalia, Primates, Hylobatidae.
CCUGCAGGUGGCAAGCGGCACAGACAGCGGCUGCCUGCACACGGUGGUUCUCUGUUCCUUUUUUCUCCUCAACCACUGAGGUUAAAAAAAAAAGUUAAAAGCCACGCUUUAUUUUUAUUUUAUUUUAUUUUUUUUUGAGACGGAGUCUCGCUCUGUCGCCCAGGCUGGAGUGCAGUGGCGCGGUCUCUGCUCACUGCAAGCUCCGCAUCCCGGGUUCACGCCAUUCUCCUGCCUCAGCCUCCGGAGUAGCUGGGACUACAGGCGCCCGCCACCUCGCCCGGCUAAUUUUUUGCAUUUUUAGUAGAGACGGGGUUUCACCGUGUUAACCAGGAUGGUCUCGAUCUCCUGACCUCGUGAUCCGCCCGCCUCUGCCUCCCACGGUGCUGGGGUUACAGGCGUGAGCCACCGCGCCCGGCCCACCCAUUUUUCUUAAACGUGUUGUGGCUUGGAUUUCAGCCAGGCCUCUGGUGAUGAGAGGAGGAAACCCAGGACGCGCAGCCCCGGCUCAGGCGGGUGGAACAGCCGGGCCCAGGUGCCAUGAGCCUCCGCGCCGGAGGCGGCAGCAGCGGGCGCCGGGCUGGAUCCAGCGCAGGCGGGAGGCCGGGCAGAUGCGAGGCGGCGCGGCGGCGGUCAGGUGGGAUGCUAUGGAAUAUGAUGAGAAGCUGGCCCGGUUCCGGCGGGCCCACCUCAACCCCUUCAACAAGCAGUCUGGGCCGAGGCAGCAUGAGCAGGGCCCUGGGGAGGAGGCCCCGGACGUCACUCCUGAAGAGGCCCUGCCUGAGCUGCCCCCUGGGGAGCCGGAGUUCCGCUGCCCUGAACGCGUGAUGGAUCUCGGCCUGUCUGAGGAUCACUUCUCCCGCCCUGUGGGUCUGUUCCUGGCCUCUGACGUCCAGCAGCUGCGGCAGGCGAUCGAGGAGUGCAAGCAGGUGAUUCUGGAGCUGCCGGAGCAGUCGGAGAAGCAGAAGGAUGCCGUGGUGCGACUCAUCCACCUCCGGCUGAAGCUCCAGGAGCUGAAGGACCCCAAUGAGGAUGAGCCAAACAUCCGAGUGCUCCUUGAGCACCGCUUCUACAAGGAGAAGAGCAAGAGCGUCAAGCAGACCUGUGACAAGUGUAACACCAUCAUCUGGGGGCUCAUUCAGACCUGGUACACCUGCACAGGGUGUUAUUACCGCUGUCACAGCAAGUGCUUGAACCUCAUCUCCAAGCCCUGUGUGAGCUCCAAAGUCAGCCACCAAGCUGAAUACGAACUGAACAUCUGCCCUGAGACAGGGCUGGACAGCCAGGAUUACCGCUGUGCCGAGUGCCGGGCGCCCAUCUCUCUGCGGGGUGUGCCCAGUGAGGCCAGGCAGUGCGACUACACCGGCCAGUACUACUGCAGCCAUUGCCACUGGAACGACCUGGCUGUCAUCCCUGCACGCGUUGUACACAACUGGGACUUUGAGCCUCGAAAGGUUUCUCGCUGCAGCAUGCGCUACCUGGCGCUGAUGGUGUCUCGGCCCGUGCUCAGGCUCCGGGAGAUCAACCCUCUGCUGUUCAACUACGUGGAGGAGCUGGUGGAGAUUCGCAAGCUGCGCCAGGACAUUCUGCUCAUGAAGCCGUACUUCAUCACUUGCAGGGAGGCCAUGGAGGCUCGUCUGUUGCUGCAGGACCUCCUGGAUGUGCAUGCUGGCCGCCUGGGCUGCUCACUCACCGAGAUCCACACGCUGUUCGCCAAGCACAUCAAGCUGGACUGCGAGCGGUGCCAGGCCAAGGGCUUCGUGUGUGAGCUCUGCAGAGAGGGCGAUGUGCUGUUCCCGUUCGACAGCCACACGUCUGUGUGCGCCGACUGUUCCGCCGUCUUCCACAGGGACUGCUACUACGACAACUCCACCACAUGUCCCAAGUGUGCCCGGCUCAGCCUGAGGAAGCAGUCGCUCUUCCAGGAGCCAGGUCCCGACGUGGAGGCCUAGCGCUGAGGAACGGUGCUGGGCACCCCGCCUGGCCCUCCAGGACCCGCCCUGCCAACGUCAAGUUGUUCGUUCUGCUCUGGAGACCCCUGGGGUGCGGCCCCUGGACCCCUCCACCCCUGCUGGGCCAGAGCGGGUGGGCAGUGUCAAGACCCGCUGUCUCCCAGGCGCUUGCUGGGACUUGGGGUGGCCGCACCUGGCUGUCACCUGGGUGUGCUGCUGUGAGGGGUCCUUGUGUGGCCCCCAUCCUUCCCCCAAUGCAGAACUCCAUGGGCAGGGAGUUGGGGGGACGUCUCACCUCCCCCAUGGCACAGAGCCCUCCACACCCCUGGACCAGGGCAUCCGGGCCUAGAGAUUCCACAGCUCCCGUCCUGGCCACCCUGGAAACUCAUCAGGCCAAGACCCCGAGAGAGCUUCAGAGGAGUGUUGAUUGAUAACACCUACGGAUGCGGCUGCACAUACCCAGCCAAGGGCCGAGUCACCUGCCGUGGGGUUUCGGCUCUGUCUGGAGGCUCCAUCCCUUUCAGCCACUCGUCGCCUUGGGGAUUUCUGGUUGUCCCCAGCUGGGGCUGUUCACAGUUGUCACCUGUAGACCUGCCUCUCCCUGGUCUGAGGUUCAAAGGCCUCAUAGGGUGGUCAGUCCAGUGGGGUUACCUGUUUCCGUACAACAGCAGGGAAGGGGGCCAUGGAGCUUUUCCCUGCUGGGUGCUCCUGCCUUGGCCCAGCCCACCUUUCCUGGUGCUCCAAGCUAGGAGGCCGUGGCCCCAGCCUGAGGAGGGUGUCCUGGCCUCCAGGUGUGGUGCAGGGACUGUGCGCUCGGGGAGGUUCCAGUUAGGCGAUGGGAUCCUGCAGUGGUCUGGUCAGAACAGAGGAGCUCUGUUCUGCUGCCUGUGGAGGGCUCCAGAUAGCUCAGAAAUGACCAGCCACUGGCCUUUUGUUUGGGGGCCUGAGGUCAAGAGCUGAGAGUAUUCACUCGACAGCCCAUUCAGGAAGAUCAGGGCAGGGGCGUGUGGGAGGUCCCUCACUCCACAGGACAGAGGCCCCUGGACAGCAGAGGAAACCUAUAGCUCUGGGUGGGGGGACACUUGGCUUUGGUGUUUGCACUUUACAGAUCCUGCGGUCCACGAGGGGCCUCAGGAGAGGACGUGUCAGGAUGUGGCUUCCCAGCCUUCUGCCUUGGGCAGUGGGGGUGCUCCUGUCUGUCCUUUUCCCCCACACCCUGUACUGUGCUUGGCUGUUGGUGCACAUGGUUGGCACACACGGUGGUGGGCAGAGGGCAGAGAAUGCCACUGCUUGGAUAUUUGUCCCCUUUGACCAGGAAACCCAAGAGGAGACACCUCAGCAGAAAGGCCGCCCGGCUCACUGGCUCAUUCCAGGAGUGGGAGAGACGGCAGGGUCUCCUCUUUGCCCUCCGCCAUCAGGAAGGGGAUGGAGUCCUCUCCCCACCGUGGUGGCUUUAGGCAAGGUUCUUAAUGUCUGCUCUGCCUCGGUUUCCCCAUCUGGAAAAUGGGGGCAGGGGUACUGACCUACCUCAGGUGGAACGGUGAGCAGGGAACAUGUCGGAGUCCUUUAGAGGGUGUGAUGUGAGGUUGGAUCAACAGUGUGGGUUCCUGCCCUGCUUCCCCUUCGUCUUUGGGGCUGAGGAGGGGGUUAAAGGCCAAAUGCUGUUUCCCAGCACCCCAAAGUCUGCACACGUCUCAUGAAUGCAUCACAUUUCUGUCAUAUGGAUAUUAGCUAUUCUGAAAUCUGUGUAAUCAACUUCACAUUAUUCAAGUUACAAAUCACUGUGUCCAUAGAAAAACUGUGCUGGUAUUUACUAGACAAAGGGUUGGACCCCUUUUAUUUUUACCUGCCACCCAGCAUCUCCCCCACCUGCCCCUUCUGGGUGACACAGUCUGUAAACAGAAUCACGUAUGGGUCUUUCUGUGGGUCCGUAGCACAGCAGGAAGAGCCCGGUGCCGCCAGUACCUCGUGGAAGACCACACGUGGGUGGUCCCACAGCAUGGGACCAAGGUGGCCUGAGGGAUGCCCAGUGGUAACAAUGCUGCUGUCACUGUCUCAUUAAAUGUAUGUCCUUUA